AAAAGUCCCCUCUCUGAGAACACAAGGGAGACCCUGGCCCAGUGCUGCCCGAGGCCACAGGAAUCUGAAACGUCAGGCACUUGCAGAUCACUCCAGAAUCUCAGAGGGGUGCCUUCUGCUUGCUUCUUGUCUCUGAGUGGCUACAACAUGGCUCAUCUGGGGAAGACCUUGAGCUCCUGACAAACCUGCGAUUUCUGAGCAGGACAAUCGGGACAGAGGCCUGUGCCUUUAAGAAGCUAGGCGAGGUCACUGUUAAUCAUAUAACUUCAUUGUGCUCCCGGGCUGUAAAGGAAACGUCCUCCUUGCUCUGAAUGUCUGUUUUAUGACAUCCAUGAACAGUGAGCUGCCGGUGACCAUUCCCUGCAUUAGAACGUCCUGCCCGGCUGGUUCAAGGGCGACUGCAGGGUCCAGGAGAGCGAUGGUGGACGGGAGAGAGAGAAGAAUUAACCCAGAGCGUGCUGGCGCAGGUGGCAGAGCAGUUCUCCAGAGCGUUUAAAAUCAACGAACUGAAAGCUGAAGUCACAAACCACCUGGCCAUGCUGGAGAAGCGAGUGGAACGUGAGUGGGUUGUUUCCUUUCUGCUUCUGUCUUUUAACCUCCGUUACAGUCAGCCACUUGGACGGACGGGGACGAGUAACCUCUUGCUGUGUCUCUUUGUCCCAGUGGAAGGACUGAAAGUGGUGGAGAUUGAGAAAUGCAAGAGUGACAUCAGAAAGAUGAGGGAGGAACUGGCAGCCAGAAACAGCAGGACCAGCUGUCCCUGUAAGUAUAGCUUUUUGGAUAACAACAAGAAGCUGGCUCCUCGAAGAGAUGUCCCCACCUACCCCAAGUACCUGCUGUCUCCAGAGACCAUCGACGCCCUGCGGAAGCCCACCUUUGACGUCUGGCUUUGGGAGCCCAACGAGAUGCUAAGCUGCUUGGAGCACAUGUACCAUGAUCUUGGCCUGGUGAGGGACUUCAGCAUCCACCCCAUCACGCUCAGGAGGUGGCUGCUCUGUGUGCAGGAAAACUACAGAGACAACCCCUUCCAUAACUUCCGCCACUGCUUCUGCGUGACCCAGAUGAUGUACAGCAUGAUCUGGCUCUGUGGGCUCCAGGAGAAGUUCUCCCAAAUGGAUAUCAUGGUCCUGGUGACGGCGGCCAUCUGCCACGAUCUGGAUCACCCAGGGUACAACAACACGUACCAGAUCAAUGCCCGCACUGAGCUGGCCGUCCGCUACAAUGACAUCUCGCCCCUGGAGAACCACCACUGUGCCGUGGCCUUCCAGAUCCUGGCCCAGCCGGAGUGCAACAUUUUCUCGAACGUGCCUGCGGACGGGUUCAAGCAGAUCAGACAGGGGAUGAUCACGCUGAUCCUGGCCACUGACAUGGCAAGGCACGAAGAAAUUAUGGACUCGUUCAAAGAAAAAAUGGAGAACUUCGACUACAGCAACGAGGAGCACAUGACCCUGCUGAAGAUGAUCCUGAUCAAGUGCUGCGAUAUCUCUAACGAGGUGCGGCCCACAGAGGUGGCGGAGCCUUGGGUGGACUGUUUGUUAGAAGAGUAUUUUAUGCAGAGCGACCGCGAGAAGGCAGAAGGCCUCCCUGUGGCCCCGUUCAUGGACCGAGACAAGGUGACCAAAGCUACAGCCCAGACCGGGUUCAUCAAGUUCGUCCUGAUCCCCAUGUUCGAAACCGUGACCAAGCUGUUCCCCGUGGUUAAGGAGGCCAUGCUGCAGCCCCUCUGGGAGUCCCGAGACCGCUACGAGGAGCUGAAGCAGCUAGAUGACGCCGUGACGGAGUUACAGAAGAAGACUGACAGCCUGACCCCAGGGAGCACGGAACAGCGCAGAGAGAAGAGCAGAGAUGUGCAAGAAAGUGGAGACUCACCAGGACUCCUUUCCUUUUUCAAGCAGACAGUAACUGAAGGAAGCAGAAGGGCUGCGGUACUGUGCAGCGGACAGAGCUCCACAGACGCCUGUGCAGGGCCGCGCCCUGCGUCCAACACCUCCGGGCCACGUUUUCUAAGAACCAUUUUACAUUUUGUUCACUGAUCAAAAAAAAGAAAAAAGAAAAAGAAACCAGAAUUCAUGAUGCUGUACAGAAUUUUUAUUUUUAAACUGUCUUUUAAAUAAUAUAUUCUUAUACAGAAAUGGGUACUGUACUUUUUCUUUGGUAGAUUUGUGUAUCCCAGGGCUGCUUCACAAGUGUUCACACAGAGACAAAGGAUGCUGCUUUUUCAACAGAUGUAUCUUAGACCAACUGAUCAGUGUGAUGCAAACGUCCGUGUAAAUCCUGCAUUAAAUGUCAGAAUGGCGCCCCAGCGUGGGGAUGUGCGCAUGUCCUGUAUUCCCAAGCAGAGGGGCGUGGACGCCAUGUGGGCGCAGCAGGGCCUGGCGCAGGCUGUGUGGAAGUGACCAGGUGGGAGGCGGCUACACACCUGCCCUCGGGACAGCAAAGCCUGAUCUCACUCACAGGGGA
Molecule: messenger RNA, 2460 nt
Organism: Sciurus carolinensis (gray squirrel)
Lineage: Eukaryota; Metazoa; Chordata; Mammalia; Rodentia; Sciuridae
Gene: Pde9a
Product: phosphodiesterase 9A
Exons: 16
Coding region: 537-2033 (498 amino acids)
Biological process (GO): cGMP catabolic process
Molecular function (GO): 3',5'-cyclic-GMP phosphodiesterase activity
Source: RefSeq, a predicted model, not a curated record